ACUUUGAACAAAACAUUUACAACAUUUUUUGUGUUGAUUGACAACAACUGAUUGCUCAGUUAGUGUACUGUUCUUUUUAUUAUUAUUAUUGUUAAUAUUUGUCUUAAAAUCUAUAUUUAACAUGUAAAAUGUUGAACAUGAUUGAACCUAGAUGUUGCACUAUUAAUACAUAAAUUAAAAAAAACAAAAAAAAAAACCAAAAGGAGCAGAAGAAGUGAAGAAAUGAACUGGGAAUAUUUACUUCCGGUAUUAGUGUGACGUUUCGUCCAGGCGCCGCCCACUGCGAUCACGUGACCCGGACUCGCCUGGCAACGGGGGAAGCGUCUCUGUGGAGAAGUGAAUGAACUUCUGAACUUCACAAGUUUUAUGAGCUUUAAAUCUAUUUAUUUUAUCAAACAUAGUAAAGAAUCAAAACUAGCGCCACUCUGGUUUUUAUUUACACUUCUUCGCGGUGUGUGCAGGUGUGUGCAGCUGUGUGCAGGUGUGUGCAGGUGUGAUAUGCGUUAGGCGUGGUGAGUGUCCCCUCCAGCAGCAUGGGGAAACUGCAGAGUAAACUGCGACGCCGCUCUGACCUCUACAGAGCCAGAGAGGGGGCGGAGUCUACACCUGUACCCCAGGUGGUGCAGUAUGAGCCCGCCCACUCCGACGCUGUCAACUGCGUGACCUCAUUGACCUCUGACCUGUGUGUGUCAGGUGGGAGUGACCAGGCGGUUGUUGUGUAUGACUGGAGAGCAGGAAAGGUGUGCAGAUGUUUUCAUGGCCACAGCAAGGAGAUCACCAAGCUGGGCUGCUUUGCAGGCAGUACGUGGAUCUUCAGCGCAUCCCGGGAUAAAUCAGUGUUGAUGUGGGAUUUUACCGGAGGUCCGAACCCCAUCCAGUCAUUCUGUGGGCAUGAACUCGUCGUCAACGGAGUCGCUGUCAGCCCAGACGGCUCGAAGCUGUGCACCGGCUCUCGUGAUAACUCCAUGUGUCUGUGGGACGUCGAGAGCGGCAAGUGUUUACACAGAAACACCAUCUCACGCAACCUGGUAACUCAUCUGUGUUGGGUUCCUGGAGGAACCUCAAUAGUCCAAACCUCAGAAGAUAAAACCAUCAGAGUGUGGGACAGUCGGACAUGGCAGGUGACGAACACGUUUCCAGCUAAGCAGUACAUCCAGACUCACUGUGACGUGAGUGUGAACCGCUACCACCUACUGUCCUGCAGCAACGGCUUCGGGGGUCACGGCUGUGAGGCCACGCUGUGGGACCUCAGACAGCCAGGCUGUAAGGUGGUGGAAUACAGAGGACAUGUUCAGACGACGGCGUGCUGCGUGUUCCUCCCCCCGAGCAUCGGCUCGCCUGCGCUCGUCGCUUCAUCAUCGCACGACUGCUCGGUCAAGAUCUGGGACCAGAACACGGCCGCGUGUUUGUUCACUCUGUCUCUGGACGGCUCAGGGCCGUUGGCGUCGUUAGCACCGUGUGACUCCAGCUCUCUCCUGUGUGCCAGCUACAACUCCGGCCUCCACCAGCUGCAGCUGUCACAGGGGACGCCCCAGCGUCAGGGAAGUGGCACGCUUCUGACCAGCGCUAAUGCUAAUGCUAAUGCUAACGCUAGCGCUAACUUCCUGUCUGGAGCAGGAGAGAACUUCUCACUCAGGGACGCACUGCCAUCACGCACACAUCAUUAAUGCACUGAGA
Molecule: messenger RNA, 1677 nt
Organism: Pangasianodon hypophthalmus (striped catfish)
Lineage: Eukaryota; Metazoa; Chordata; Actinopteri; Siluriformes; Pangasiidae
Gene: wdr31
Product: WD repeat domain 31
Molecular function (GO): protein binding
Source: RefSeq, a predicted model, not a curated record